ACUUUAACGGAAGCAAUCACAUGAGAGUUGUGAGCAGCUUUGAAGGAGCGGUGCAAUGGCAGGGUUUUGAAUCGGAGAGUCACCAAUGAUAAUGGAGGAAGAAAGAGAGAGACACACGUGCUUGAAGCUCCUCAUUCCGAGAAAUAGUCAUAGCAACGUUGAUGCUGAACCCAUUUUCGUGAAGGGUACUUGGUUUCCCACCCACUUCCACCUUGCCAUCACCGAUGGCCUCGCUGCUUGGUACUGCCGCGCUUCGGAGGAGGAGGUGAAGCAGCGUGCUUCUCAGUGGGACCAACCAGUUUCAGAGUAUUUGCACUUGUCUGAGCGCUAUUUGGAACUUCACCAACCUGGUUCUGUAUAUGCCUUUGAUGAUGCUGGUGAUGGCCAUAAGAGGUUGUCGUGGACGUUUGAGAAAGAAGGAGUGCCUCUGCUUUGGAGAUGGAAAUGCUUGCUGUCUCCUAAUUGUAAGGAAACUACUGCACAGAUAUUGGACUUUCUCAUGGAUUCAAACAUAAAGUUAAAUUUUCUGGGGGUCUUAAAUUCUAAGAAAUCCAAACUAAGAGAGCUUCGAGAUAAGCUGUCAAAACAAGAGAAUGCUGAGAAAUCUCCUCAAGAGGAAGACACAGAAAAAACGGAGAGUUUUGAUGAAGAAAGUGAUAAUGAUAAAAGUGAUGAAGAUCCUCAAAAAGAUAUUACUAGUUCUACAAAGGAUGUUAUGGCAAAUAAGCCUUCUCGUCGCAAGAGAACUAGACACACAUGAUAUAUAAUUUGCAACAGUCAAGAGUUGAUUUCCGUCUUGGAUUUGGCUUCUUUACAAAAAUUAGUUAACUAUGAUGAACAUCAUACCCCCGUGUUAUCCAAUACCCAUGCCUCAAUUCAUAUAGAAGAACAGUAGAAAUCUUUUGUAUGUUCUUUUGUACAGGUUUUUAUGUACUUCUCAGAUUCUAUGUAGAGUGGCAACUACAAACACGGGCUUUUCAGAGUUGUAAGCCAAAACUGUUGCAUGGCCACUGCUCACUAAGCUUCCCACACUAAGAACAGGACAUGUUUGGUUUAGCCUUUUAUUAUUAAAAUGAAACUGUUUUUUAC
Messenger RNA from Abrus precatorius (Indian licorice), 1089 nucleotides. Its product is annotated as DNA repair protein XRCC4-like. Gene Ontology annotation, cellular component: DNA-dependent protein kinase-DNA ligase 4 complex; DNA ligase IV complex; nucleus. The record is from RefSeq and is a predicted model, not a curated record. Bases 86 to 760 code for a protein of 224 amino acids. Gene Ontology annotation, molecular function: DNA binding. Gene Ontology annotation, biological process: DNA recombination; response to X-ray; positive regulation of ligase activity. The transcript is spliced from 4 exons. Lineage: Eukaryota; Viridiplantae; Streptophyta; Magnoliopsida; Fabales; Fabaceae.